This is a messenger RNA of Girardinichthys multiradiatus, 2547 nucleotides long. RefSeq names its product extracellular calcium-sensing receptor-like. The transcript is spliced from 6 exons. NCBI's taxonomy places the organism in Eukaryota, Metazoa, Chordata, Actinopteri, Cyprinodontiformes, Goodeidae. Gene Ontology annotation, biological process: G protein-coupled receptor signaling pathway. Gene Ontology annotation, molecular function: G protein-coupled receptor activity. Gene Ontology annotation, cellular component: membrane. The coding region runs from base 10 to 2547 and encodes 845 amino acids. The record is from RefSeq and is a predicted model, not a curated record.
GCAAUUUUGAUGUUUGUAGUUAUUGGAGGGUUAGCAAAGGAUGAAACAGCUUUCUGUGAAAUUCUGGGGAGCAGAGACGUUCCUCUGAUGUCUAAGAAAGGAGAUAUCAUUAUUGGAGGAGCUUUUUCCCUUCAUAGCCAAAUCUCAAAGCCUUUACUCUCCUGGAAUGGGCCACCGGAACCUCUCAUGUGUUCCAGAAUUAAUUUCAGGGAAUUUCGUUUUGCUCAAACAAUGAUAUUUGCCAUUGAGGAAAUUAACAAUAGAAGCUUUCUACCACCUAAUGUCUCAGUUGGUUAUAAGAUAUUCGACAGCUGUGCUUCCACGUUGUCUGCAACACGUGCAGGAAUAGGUUUAAUGAAUGGAGAGAAACGGACUUUUGGAAAAAACUGCUCAGGCUCCGUUCAUGCCAUCAUUGGAACUUCUGAGUCCUCUACAACCAACGCAAUGUUACAAAUUACAGGGAUUUUUCACAUACCAGUGAUCAGUCAUUUUGCAACAUGUGCUUGUCUUAGUAAUAGAAAGGAGUAUCCCUCCUUUUUCAGAACCAUUCCCAGUGACUACUACCAGAGCAGAGCACUGGCCAAACUGGUAAAGCACUUUGGAUGGACAUGGGUUGGGGCAGUAAGAAGUGAUAAUGAUUACGGUAAUAAUGGGAUGACAACUUUUAUAGAAGCUGCAAGUCAGGAGGGGAUUUGUGUGGAAUACUCUGAAGCCAUCUCAAGGACCGGUUCCAGAGAACAUGUUGAGAAGGUUGUCAGCGUGAUCCGAAGAGGUACAGCAAGUGUUUUAGUUGCAUUUCUGGCUUAUGAUGAGAUGGAUCUUUUACUGGAGGAGGCUUUGUGUCAAAACCUGACUGAGUUGCAGUGGGUUGGUAGUGAAUCCUGGAUUUCAUCAACUCAUUUAGCUAAAAAAGGGUACUCUGGCAUACUAAGAGGGUCGCUGGGCUUUGCAAUAGGAAAGGCAAAAAUCACAGGCCUGCAAGACUUUCUUUUACAGGUGAACCCAAAUCAGGAUCCUCAGAACAACCUCCUGAGAGAGUUCUGGGAAACAACCUUUGGAUGCAGUUUCCAGUCCAUGCUUGACACAAAACCGUGCUCUGGCUCUGAAAGACUUCAAGACACAGACAAUGCUUUCACAGAUGUGUCGGAGCUGAGGAUAUCCAACAAUGUGUAUAAGGCAGUUUAUGCUGUGGCUCAUGCUUUGCAUAGCAUGUUGAAAUGUAAGCUAAGUGGUGAAAAAUUAAAUGACCCUUGCAACUUUAAAGACCAUUCAGAUCCAAGACAGGUUGUAAAACAUCUCAAGGACAUUAACUUUACUGUUCAGUCAGGAGAGAGAGUUUAUUUUGAUAAAAAUGGAGAUCCCGCAGCAAUUUAUGAGCUUGUGAACUGGCAGACAAACCCUGAUGGAGAUAUAGUGUUCACAACAGUUGGGAAGUAUGAUGCUUCACAGCCAAAUACAAACCAAUUGAUCAUGAAUGGAAUCAACAUCACAUGGGCUGCAAAAUUCAUGGAGAGGCCACAGUCUGUUUGCAGUGAGAAUUGCCUGCCGGGUUUCCGGAAAGCAGUCAUUAAAGGAAAACCCAUCUGCUGCUUCUCCUGUGUCCCCUGUGCUGCUGGGGAGAUUAGCAACACCAGCAAUUCGGCCGAGUGUUCACAGUGUCCACAGGAGUACUGGUCAAAUAAAAAUCACAGCAACUGUGUUCCAAAGGUGAUUGAGUUCCUGUCAUAUGGAGAGACUAUGGGGGCCCUCCUUACUGCCUUCUCAUUGUCUGGAGCAAGUUUAACCCUUGUGGUCUUGUGUGUGUUUCUCCGCUUUCGUCACACACCACUUGUCAAAGCCAGUAAUUCUGAGCUGAGUUUCCUGCUACUCUUCUCCUUGACUUUGUGUUUCCUUUGCUCUCUGGCUUUCAUCGGCCAACCCACUGAGUGGUCCUGCAUGCUUCGUCAUACAGCUUUUGGAAUAGCAUUUGCUCUGUGCAUCUCAUGUAUUCUUGCAAAAACUAUAACUGUAGUGAUGGCCUUUAAAGCUAAAAGACCAGCAAACACAGUCAUUCAGUGUUCAGCUCCACUUCAGAGAACAAGUGUUCUUGGCUGUACUUUAAUUCAAGUGUUGAUUUGUGUGAUAUGGUUAGCUUUUGCCCCACCAUAUCCUCACAAGAGUACAAUUUACGCUAGUGAAAGGAUUAUUCUAGAAUGUAAUUUAGGAUCACCUAUAGCGUUUUGGAUUGUGUUGGGGUACAUCGGACUUCUGGCUCUGCAAUGCUUUGGCCUUGCUUUUCUCACUCGUAGGCUACCAGAUAAUUUUAAUGAAGCUAAAUUCAUUACCUUUAGCAUGCUGAUAUUUAGUGCUGUAUGGCUCACAUUUAUCCCAGCAUAUGUCAGCUCUCCUGGUAAGUUUACUGUAGCUGUAGAGAUAUUUGCAAUUCUAGCUUCAAGCUUUGGGUUGCUUUUUUGUAUUUUUGCACCAAAAUGUUAUAUUUUACUAAUGAAACCUGAGAGGAAUACUAAAAACCACAUAAUGGGAAGAACACAGUCCAAUAAGCAUUAG